This is a messenger RNA of Peromyscus californicus insignis, 8044 nucleotides long. RefSeq names its product family with sequence similarity 120C (gene Fam120c). The record is from RefSeq and is a predicted model, not a curated record. Gene Ontology annotation, cellular component: nucleus. The transcript has 16 exons. NCBI's taxonomy places the organism in Eukaryota, Metazoa, Chordata, Mammalia, Rodentia, Cricetidae. The coding region runs from base 381 to 3650 and encodes 1089 amino acids.
AGAAAGCGAGUAUCACAGAGAAGACGAGGCAACAUGGCUCCCGGAGGUGGAAGGCAGAAGCUUCACCCUCUUUGAAGCAGUGAAGAAGAGCAGCGGAGGGGAACGGAAAAAAGAGAAGUGACUACGAAUUGUCGUCGCUUUUAUCUUCCCAGCCUCUUCUGGGUCUGGUCAGCCUCACCUCUGCUCUCCACCCGCACCCAGUCUGUGGUCUCCUCCCCUCCCCGCCCACGUUCCCUCGCCCCUCCCGUCGCGAACCCUUUCCCCGCCCCCCCUCGCCCCUACCCCCCGCGGAGUGCGCACGCGCCCGCCUCCAGCUUCGCGCGGGGAUCGCCGACUGGCCCGCUUGCGCAGCCGCUGUUCCUUCUGCCCACGGAGGAAGCAUGGGCGUCCAGGGCUUCCAAGAGUUCCUGGAGAAGCGCUGUCCCGGGGCUGUGGUGCCUGUGGACCUCCUCAAACUCGCGCGCACCGUCUCGCGCCAGCAGCAGCAGCAGCACCUGCACCGCCAGCUGCCGCCGGCAGCCCUAGCGCCGGGGGCUCCACGCAUCACCAGGGGCUCCGCUCCUCUGCCGCCGCCGCUCCCGCCCGCCGCCUUUGGCCCUUACUCCGGGGGCCCGGGGCCGACUCGGCACCAUCACCCUGCUCACCAUUUCCACCAUCACGGCCAAGCGCCGCCAGGGCUGCAUCCGCCGCCGCCCCCUCCGCUGCCUGGGGCUCGGGUAUUGGUAGACGCGGGCUCGGCGCUGCCGCGGCUCUAUGGUGGCUACCAGACGGAUUGGGUUUGUGGCGGCCAGUGGAAUGCCAUGCUGGGCUACUUGUCAGCGCUGUGCCAGGCUUGUGCCUAUCCGGGCGGCGACGGCCUGGAGCUGGUGGUCAUGUUCCCUGGGGGCCUGGGGAAAGACCGACUGGCCGAAUGGGGCCGUCGGUGCCAGGCGGAGCGGCAGACUGCGCAACUGAUCGUGGGACACGUGGGCAACAAGGGCACCCCUCCACCGCGGGCCUGGUUCCUGCCACCUGCCUGCCUGAGCCACUGCGUGAGGCUAGCACUCAUCCGCUUCCGGGUCAAGGUCUUUCAGAGCCUUGAAGACCACCAUUUGGAAGUGGUGGCUUUUUUUAGGGAAAAUGGCUUUCAUGGCCUUCUUGCUCAUGACUCCGAGUACGCGCUCUACAAUAUUCCAUCUUACUACAGUUCCCAUGCGCUGAAGCUCAGCUGGAAUGGGAAGAACCUCACAACCAACCAGUUCCUGAUGCAGGAAGUGGCCAAGCAGCUCGGUUUGAAGCGAAUGAAUUUUCCCAUAUUUGCUGCACUGCUAGGUAACCACAUUCUACCAGAUGAGGACUUGGCUGCUUUUCACUGGAGCCUUUUGGGACCAGAACAUCCUCUUGCAUCACUUAAGGUCCGAGCCCAUCAGUUGGUCCUUCCACCUUGUGAUGUCGUGAUCAAGGCUGUUUCUGAGUAUGUCAGUUCCAUCAAAGACCCCUCAAACCUAGAUGUGGUUGGGAAGGAUGUUUUCAAACAAUCUCAGUCUAGGACAGAAGACAAAAUAGAACGAUUCAAGAAAGCAGUUGAGUACUAUUCAGUCACAACCAAACUCUCUUCACUGCCAAUGGGUCCUUCCUUUCUAGGCUUUCGAAAUAAUCGGCUUGGAAAUCCUCCUAUUCCACGGAAUCAAAUGGGCCCUAUUUCUACUGGAAAGCCAAUGUUUUCUCGCCAGGUGCCCCAGAAAAUGAAAUAUCCACCACCAUUUCCAAUGGGACCCAACUCGUCUCUUCUCUUCUCCCAUAAUGUGGGGGAAUCCCAUGCUUUUUCAGAGGAUCCCAUGCUACAGGACAGUUCCUUUACCAAUUGGGCUGUUUCUUAUGACUCUUCUACACCCCAGUUUCCUAACUGCCUGCCUUCUAAAACUUCACCUCCUUUGGGACCAGAUUCUUCCCACUCCUCCUCCUCUGAGGGUGACGAGGCAAAUGGAGCUGGUCCUGAUCACAACACAGAAGCACUUCAGCAGCAGCCUGGAUGGGAAGAUCCCAGUGGUGACAGAGGGUCUUGGGUACAGCCUGUUGAUGCUGGAGUUUCGGAAACUAGCGUAGGUGAUGGUGAACCUCACAUCCCAUCUCUGUUAUCUAUGUCUACAAGGAACCACAUGGAUAUCACCAUUCCACCUUUACCUCCAGUAGCUCCAGAAGUCUUGAGGGUUGCUGAACACAGACACCGAAGGGGUCUUAUGUAUCCGUAUAUUUACCAUGUCCUUACUAAGGGUGAGAUUAAAAUCCCUGUAUGUAUUGAGGAUGAGUGUAACAUGGAGCUGCCUCCAGCUGCUCUCCUUUUCCGGUCAGCUCGCCAAUAUGUAUAUGGAGUUCUUUUUAGCCUAGCAGAGGCACAGCGAAAAGUGGAGCGUCUGGCCAUACGGCGACGGUUACCCAUGGAAGUUCCUUCUGUGAUCCUUAAAGAGUGGUCUGCCUAUAAGGGGAAGUCACCUCAAACACCUGAGCUGGUAUCUGCACUCACAUUUCGGGAAUGGACUUGCCCAAACCUCAAGAAGCUCUGGUUAGGCAAAGCAGUUGAGGACAAGAACAGGAGGAUGAGGGCUUUCCUGGCCUGUAUGAAGUCAGACACGCCCAGUAUGCUCAAUCCAGCUAAUGUCCCCACCCACCUUCUGCUCAUGUGCUGUGUGCUCCGAUACAUGGUUCAGUGGCCUGGUGGUCGAAUCCUGCAUCGCCAUGAACUUGAUACCUUCCUUGCACAGGCUGUGUCUACCCAGCUUUAUGAACCAGAUCAGCUUCAAGAACUCAAGAUUGAGAAACUGGAUGCUCGAGGGAUCCAGCUUGCUGCCCUGUUCAUGAGUGGGGUCGACACAGCUCUGUUUGCCAAUGAUGCAUGUGGCCAGCCAGUCCCUUGGGAGCACUGCUGCCCCUGGAUUUACUUUGAUGGCAAGCUGUUCCAGAGCAAGCUCAUUAAAGCAGGCCGAGAGCGAGUGUCCCUGGUUGAACUCUGUGAUGGCCAGGCUGACCUGGCAAGCAAAGUGGAGAAGAUGAGGCAGAGUAUCCUUGAAGGCGUCAACAUGAAUCAUCCACCACCUUCUGCUCUACUUCCGUCACCUACGUUUGUGCCUCCCAUGGUGCCCUCUCUCUAUCCUGUUUCUCUUUAUUCCAGAGCCAUGGGCUCAUUUCCGCCUCCCCCUCAAGCAAGGAGUCGGGGAUUUGCAGGUCUCCAUCCAAUCCCACCCCAAGGCGGAAAACUGGAAAUUGCUGGCAUGGUGGUGGGCCAGUGGGCUGGCAGCAGAUCUUCUAGAAGUCGAGGAUCCUUUGGCAUGCAAGUGGUUUCUGUCGGUGGGCCAGGAAAGGGGCAUGGAAAAGAACAGGCUGGUAGAGGAUCCAAAGGUCACAAAAAAGGAAAUAAACAAGGCUCUGCAGAUGCAAUUUCUAAGUCUGUGGAGCUUCAUCCAGGUCGGGCCCGCUCCCAGGUGAAUGGAAACAACAGCACAUUGAUUAUGGAAGAGAAGAGUGAUCAUCUUCCAGCUCCAUCACAAUGCGCCUUAUCCAAAGACAGUACCGUGUGUAAUAAUGAUGACCACUGCCUCCCCGUGAAGAAUGGAGAGAAGAACCCCGUGCAGGAGCAAGAGCUAGAAACUGUGGCCCAGCAGAAAGAGGAAUGACAAACUGAAGCCAGCUUCACUUGUCAGGGAGAGGAGAAAACUAUACUUUUCUGAUUCUAGGCCCAAGUUAGAGGAGGAUAGAAAUGUUUCCCCUAGUUUUAGCCAGGAUUUGAAGGGAAUACAUGUUUAUUAUAUCCAUCUUUGCUUCCCUAUCUUCAGACUUAGAGCCUGGGAGAUUUCUGGUUAAAGAUGACUAGCAACAAGACUAAACUCAGAUUCUCAAAUCCAUAGCACCAAUAUUUCCUUCUGUCUCCUGGAAGUCUAGUGAGGCAGUGACUACCAGAAAGCAGAUGUUAUCCUAGAAGUACGAUGGGAACGGUCUGGCUUUGGUUUUCUGAGUAUUGAAUGUGAUACUCACUUAUAAACUCAAAUGAUCAGUAAGGGGUUGAAGGGAAGCUGCCCAGGGCUUCCUGAGCUUUUGUCUUUAAGGUGAUGGAAGCUUGGUACCUAGCCGUUAUCCUCCUUUCUCUUUCCCCAACUCGCCUACCCCAGGAUCUUGUGUACCACCUCUAGCUCUGGCCUGACAAUCAGAUAGGUAGACGUUUUCAGGGAAGUAGACAGUGUUGGUUUGGGUUAUUUUAUUUAAUUUUUUAUUUUAUAUACUUUAAAAAAACUACAAUGGCCUUUGUACUGGGAGAUUCAAGUGAGUCAGAAAAGUACUGGGCAGAUUUUUCCUGCCUCCCAACCAGUGCAUUGUUUAUAAAAUAGAAGCUAUGGUGCAGUUCACCCACUAUCUGCUGCCCACACUCUAAAAGGGUGGGAAUCAAUGUUAGAAACUGAGUACAAAAGGGACUCAAAAGACUCUAUGUGUGUGUACAUGUGUAUAGGUGUGUGUGUGGGUGUAUAUAUGAACGUGUGUAUCUAUAUGCAUACACAUACCCUUUAUAUAAGAGACAGAUCUAUUUAUCUAUACAUAUUUUAUAUAUAUAAAUGUGUGUAUACAGAUAUAUAUACACAUACAUACAUGGUAAAGUUCCAGAAGAUUUACUGAAUUUCCCAGAAAUGCUUCCACUGCUAUGGAAUGGUGGGUUUCAAAGACCAUACUUUAAAUCUGAAAUCCUUGCUAAGUCACAGCCUAUCACAAUUAUGAGAAGAUGGGCUACUCUAAAUCAGACACAAAGUACUUUCCAGAGAUUGCCUGUUCAGAACAACAAAUACUUCACUUUGAACAGAGCCCUCACAUCCCAUAUGGUGAGAACAGGAGGUUGAAAUGGGAUUGGGAAGAGUUGCACAUUUUUUAUGAAGGUUUGGAGAUAGAAAAGGAAUAGGAAGUGAUUACCAUUUGAAAGGGCUUUCAGCCAAUUUGGAAGAAAUUUCUUGUGGAACUCCAGGAUCAAAUUGGCUUCAGGCAAGAAUUGAUUGACAUGAAUCUAAGGAGGGAAACCAAGCACUGGAAUGAUGGGGUGGGGAGAUGUGAGGAAAUUGGACAAUUUGAUUUUACAUGCUUAGAUCGUUUCAUUUACUCAUUGACAUUUUGACUACAGGAUCUUUUCAUUUGCUUUGCAAGGAAGAUGUCAGAGGACUUGGCCUGGGAUUUGAGAAGGAUUCUGUAAGAGAUUCUCAGUCCCUGCGAGGCCAAGAUCUGCCCAGGAUAAAAAGGCUCUUCCUCCUUGCUGGAGAUAAUCUUAAGAAAACCUUGAUUUCCAGUUUCCCUCAUUUUGGGCAGCCAAAAUAGAAGGGCUGGAAACAUGACUUGUAACAAACUAGUAGUGUAUCUUCAUUCAGGAAUUGAGGCUUCUAGCCACACACAUCUCCUUUUGGACUUUGAUAUUCUUGCCCAAGAAAUAUCGUUUCUACAAGAAUAUAACUGACUAGACUCCUAGCAGGGUUCUCUCUUUUGGGGAAAAAAACAACCAUGCAUCUUAACCUACAACAGAUCCUUGGUGAUUUUUUUCCAGACAACCAGAAGGCUGUGUUUGCUACCUGCCCAUUCUGUCUCAAGAAACUAAAAUGUCUCGGUGUUUUAGAACUGAGUCUAGCCCAGUUUAAGAAAAUUGACAAUUUUCAGGGGACAGGAGUCCAGGUAUGCCUUGCCCCUUGCCCAGACAUUUCUUAAAUACACCUAAUAAAGGUGGCAAGAUUAUGUACCUGGCUGUAUAUAACAAGAAAAAUUAUACACUUCCUCUUUGAAAUGAGCUCCCCUAAUUUGGUCCCCUUUCUGAUCUUGGACCUGCUCAUCCUUUCACAAUCAAUACCGUGAAGGUUAGGACUUUUAUAUCCAGUAAGGGAAGGACUUCAUAGAAAAUGUAGAUGGCUUAGAAUCACCUUCUGAGCCACAGAAGGAUGAAUCCUUUGGAGCUCUAAAAGCAACCAGAAUCAUUGAGUGAGUGAAUGGUUAGAUAUAUGGACAAAUAUUGAAUAGGAAGUACUUGGAGUUAAAUGGUAGAGUAUCUUCAGUUGCUGUUUGUGUGCAUCGUGAGUCUACCUGACACAGUCAGGUGACAGUAUUGUUAACUCUCACACCUUUCUCACAACAUGAAGGUUUAUUUUGUAGCCAUUCACCGUGAGAGGUAAAAUUGCUGCUUUGACAGAAAUGAUUCCAGUUUGCCAAAAGACUUACUUUUCCCCCUUCCAUCAACCUCUGCUUCUCCCUAGCCGGGCCCAGGACGAUACAAGUGGCUUACUUCCAACGUUGAAUUUUAUCUUGAUUCAGUGUUUGAGGUUUGGGAAGUUACAAGAAAGAACUAUAAAGGGUUAUGUUCCUAGAUUUCAGUGUACCUCCAAAACACACGAUUUAAAAGCCAGGAAAACCAGGGUUCAUUGCUGAGAAAUGAACGUUUUCUAAUUGGAAGACAAACUGCAGACCUUUCCUGGACCCAUUUGAGGAUCUCCUUCUGAUUAUUACUGGACAAAGUCAUGUUGGAACCCCCCGAAAUGACUGCUUUACCUGGUAGGGACACAACAAAAGCCACCCCAAACCUGGUUUUGUACGGCCACUGAUCCCCAAAGUCCUGCAGUUCUUCUGCCUUGUGUCUUUGGCUCAGCCCGUGCCUCCUACCUUUUUGAAAUGACCAGUCCGGACAGACUUCUGUUCAUUUUCAUCAUUUUCAUUGUAUGUGGGUAGGACUUCAGGUAAAUUGAAGCCCAAGAAAUGGCACUGUCUUUGGCUAGGGACACUUAAUUUUUGCCUCCAUCUGGAUUUUCUGACAUUGUUGGCCAAGUUACCCUAAUAUUUUCAUCACGGAAAAAAAAAUACAAGGUAUUAGGGGGAGGGGGAUGCAAAAAUGCUUCUGUAGGAUAGAAAGAAUGAGAGUAGCCCUCUGGGUCUGAUGAUUCAGUCCUUUGAAACCUUAGAAGGCCCCUGUGGGUAUACAGUGCCACCCUCUCAGCCUCUAACCGCCCCACCCUUUGAAAUGACAGUACAAGUAGACCACAGUUUAAAGUAGUUAGUCUAAUUCUACUAAAGGUUUAAUCAUUAUACUUCUUCACUUUCAGAUGCGUAUUUCCUAAAUAUUCUUGGGGUUUCGGGGGGUAAGUUUUCACUCUUCCAUUGUGUGUCCCCCUGUCCUCCUGCCCAUCACUUCGGCUGCUUCUUUUGUAACGUUCUCUUUUCUUAUUGAUGUAGUCUGCUGGUACAGAUAGCUCAGUGCACCUGUUCCCUUUUAGUGCUGGUUAUCUUCAGUAUUGGCUGAGGAUAUUUUGAUGUUCUAAGAAAAUGUCACUUUUUAAAAAAAAUCAUCUUUUCUAAGUUAAAAGCAAAAUUAAACAUCCCCUAUGCUGGGGUGCCCAUUUCAGCUUUUGACAUUGUCCCUGUACUUUUAUAGAUGACUUUUUUGUCUGUGUUGGUAGUAAAUAAUGGCUAGUGAAUUUUCAUGUAAAUGAAGCAAGUUAAAUAUUUCAGAUUUUAUUAAUCUCUCAUACCCCUGCCAGAUCUGAUGAAUUCAUUUUAAUUACUUCCCAGAAGGGAAUUUCCUCCUACCUUUUAUUUUAUUCUAUUUUUAGACUAACAUACUAGAUUAAAAAACAAAAAACAAAAAAAAAAACAAAAAACAAAAAAAAACUUUAACUGCAAAGAGUCAGUGAUUUUUUAGUGCUCCCUGAUAAAUGAUGUUAUUGACAAAGGUAAAUUCUUUUGUUGUUGUUUUUUUUUUUCCUGUGCUCUUGACAGUGUGUUUAGUGGAUGGAUAACGUAUUUCUCUUUGCCACUCCCAGAUUCCAAGUUCCCUGCCUUUUGGCCCACCUCACCACAAAAGCUCCAUAGUUUAUUAAUGUAAGUUUGAGUGGCUGCUUCUUGGGGGAAACUGCAGGACUUAUUGGAAAUGUCUCAGAAAGGGAUGAGAAUGUCUCAGGAGUUCUGUGAUGGAAUUUGAUCUGUUGUUCUGUUAAUGCUGAUGGAAAGAAACUUACAGCGCUUAAUAAAAGUCUAUUCUUUUAGUUUAAAAAAUGUAAACUGA